GUCAACCGUACAAUCAUAUGACAUGUUCAAGCACGCCACCAACGAACUCGAAAGUCUAGCCUUAUUUAACACAACUACUAAACAUGAAAAACAUCAAACAUGUCACUUGAUAUCGAACCCAUCAUGUCUUCCAAUGGUGAACCAACUCCUUUCGAGGUGCAAGACUUGAUACCCAUCAUCGACUACUCCUUACUCACCUCGGGUUCUGCUAACGACCAUGCAAAAGCCGUCCAAGAUAUAGGCAAGGCUUGUGAAGAUUGGGGUUGUUUCAUGCUAGUGAAUCAUGGGGUACCGGAGACUUUGAUCCAAGAGAUGAUGGACAUGUCAGCCGCGUUUUUCAAUAUGACGAACGACGAAAAGCUUGAGUUUGAAGCUCAUGGUGUUUUAGAUCCCAUUAGAUGCAGCGCGGGCCUCAAUCUAGUCAACCCGAACAAAGACACGUUGUGGAGGGAGUAUCUUCGACUCAUUGUGCAUCCAGACUUCAAUUGUCCUUACAAACCUCCGGGUUUCAGUGAACUUGCAUCCGAAUAUGUCAAAAGGACGAGAGCCGUUGCAAUGGAGUUGGUGAAAGGGGUGUCAGAAAGCUUAGGAUUUGAAGCGUUGUAUAUGAACCGCGAACUAAAUCUAGAUGCGGGUUUUCAGUUGUUAGCAAUCAACUACUACCCAUCUCACGUGGAGUUUGACGUUUCACGAGGGUUGAUGCCGCAUACGGACCAUGGCCUUUUGACUCUCCUUUGUGAAAAUGGUGUUCCGGGCCUUGAAGUUAUUCGUGGCGGGAAAUGGGUUGGUAUGGGUGGUGUUCCAAACGCUUUCUCCGUACUCAAUGCAGACCAUCUCGAGAUUUUUAGCAACGGGAAGUAUAAGAGUAAGCUCCAUAGAACAGUGGUGACGGACAAGCGUAAAAGGAUCACACUUGUAAACCCGAACGGUCCAUCACUUGACACCAUUGUAGGCCCGUCAUCGAGGAUUGUGGAUGGCGAAAAACGUCUCCCUCGUUAUCAUCCUAUGAAAUUUAGUGAAUACCUGGAGUGCCAAACUAAACUUAUAACAGCAGGAAAGAAUGCCUUAGAUGAAAUUCGAAUUCCUAUUUAGCCACCACGCAAAUGACAAUGAAUUGUAUUAUGCAAAGUCGAUUGAUCCUAAAUGAACGCAUGUUCUUCAAAUGUAAUAAGCUACAAACAUUUAUGUUUACCAGUCAACUCAACCCGAUUAGAUAUUA
This is a messenger RNA of Helianthus annuus (common sunflower), 1219 nucleotides long. RefSeq names its product protein DMR6-LIKE OXYGENASE 1. The transcript has 4 exons. Lineage: Eukaryota; Viridiplantae; Streptophyta; Magnoliopsida; Asterales; Asteraceae. The record is from RefSeq and is a predicted model, not a curated record. Bases 100 to 1092 code for a protein of 330 amino acids.